UCGAUCGCUGACAUGUGUUUCUGUGUAUAAAUAAAGCUAAAAAAUCAGGUUUAUUCGCUUAUUUGAGCUGUUAUAUUUUUUUUUAAAACAAAAGCUACACAACAUAUGAAAGUUUGAAGAUUUUGCUAAAAUAUAUGUACAGUGAACAAAAAUGACUGAUUUUCAUUUACCACAGAAAAGAUAUUUCCGUCAAAGGGCUCAUUCGAAUCCAAUUGCCGAUCAUGAUCUACAAUACCCUCUGAUGCCAUCAGUGAUGAGUUGGAAAGAACAUUAUCCUGCCUUUUUCUCUGAGAAUAUGCAGAAUAAUGAAACAAUGAAAGAAGUUGAAUUUGUGGAUAUUGGAUGUGGAUAUGGUGGCCUGUUAGUUGAAUUAUCACCAUUGUUUCCUGAAACUUUGAUGCUUGGAAUGGAAAUUCGUGUAAAAGUGUCAGGUUAUGUACAGCAGCGCAUAAAAGCUCUGCGCAGUCAAAACUCUGGAAAAUAUGACAACAUAGCCUGUAUUCGAUCAAAUGCUAUGAAACAUCUACCAAAUUUUUUCCAUAAAGGACAGCUUAGCAAAAUGUUUUUUCUGUUUCCAGAUCCACAUUUCAAAGCAAAGAAACACAAGUGGAGAAUUAUCAGUCCUCAGUUGCUUAGUGAAUAUGCAUUUGUCUUGAAAACUGGGGGAAUAGUGUAUACAAUAACAGAUGUCAAAGAAUUGCAUGAUUGGAUGGUUAAACAUUUGGAUGAACAUCCCCUAUUUAAAAGAAUAUCUGAUGAGAAACUGGUGGAUGAUCCAGUGAUUGAAAAAAUGCAUGAAAGUUCUGAAGAAGCUAAGAAAGUCACCAGAAAUAAGGGGGAUAAAUUUCUUGCUGUUUAUGAACGAAUAGAAGAUCCUUAUUCCAAAGACAGUCUUGUAAUCAGCAGGUGUGAUGAUAAUGAGAGAUCUGAUGCAAUGGAAAGUUAA
Messenger RNA from Uloborus diversus, 946 nucleotides. RefSeq names its product tRNA (guanine-N(7)-)-methyltransferase-like. Gene Ontology annotation, molecular function: tRNA (guanine(46)-N7)-methyltransferase activity. Gene Ontology annotation, cellular component: tRNA methyltransferase complex. The transcript has 6 exons. NCBI's taxonomy places the organism in Eukaryota, Metazoa, Arthropoda, Arachnida, Araneae, Uloboridae. Bases 152 to 946 code for a protein of 264 amino acids. Gene Ontology annotation, biological process: RNA (guanine-N7)-methylation; tRNA methylation. The record is from RefSeq and is a predicted model, not a curated record.